GGAUGCGCAACGUGCAGCGCAAGUGAUCCGCCACUGGCGAUCCUUCAGCCCCUUUUCCUUUUGGUUGUCUAUUGCCUGUAGCAAGUGGGUGAGACUGUGUGAGUGUAUAGCAUGGUGUCCGGCUGUCCACUCACCAGAGGGAACUUUACAUCCAAGUUAAGGGAGUCCUGAGAGAGGGCUGCAAAUUGCGGGAGGGGGGUGGAGUCAUCCCUAACAGUUCAGUUAAAAAAUUUGUCCGAUAGUUGUUCUUUACCUUCCCAGGAGUCUUGGCAGUGGAUGCUAGGAGGAAGAAUUUUUGGAAGGUGGUUGGAGUGCAGUUGAUGGAGGGGAUCAAAUGUGGGGAUCCCUCUGUGAAAGAUAGUUACAUGAAGUUGUAUUGUUUUGGGAGGUGGUCAAAGCAGAAGGUGCACAAGGUAUUGAUUGGGCAGCUGAAGAGCAGCCAUCGGCCAAAUCCCCAGUUCUUCCCAGACCCCUUUCCCCACCUAACUCUCCUUUACUAUCUUCCCCUAGACCAGGUGGACAGGGGUGGGGGCAACCCACCAAAUACAGGUGCAGGGCAGCUGCUGGGAUGUGGACCAUGUCCCUGGCUCCCCCAAGUCCCCUCGGUGCCCUCGCCCUGAUGUUACUGGCCAUACCGUCAGGGACCCUAUCCUUAGCCCUCCUUCCAAUCCCUUUCUCCCAGUUGAUAAUCCCUCUAUUGUGCCCCAAGGAAGUUUUAUUCCCCAAAAACCUUCUCCUGACUACCCUGGAGAAGCGCCACAAGAUGGCCGCUGCCUCAUGGCAGCUACAUUGCCAUCACAAAAUGGCCAUUGCUGUGUGGCAGGCGCUUCUCCUCCCCAGAAUCCUUUUCUUUCCUUUCCCACGCUUUCCCUGGGCCCCACCUUUCCUUUCUCUGACCCCACCUCUUCCCUUGCUGAUGCUAGUGCCGCCCCUUCUGAAAAUGGCGUUGUCCCCCUUUCUUCUGCUCCUCCCCUUGAAGGUGUUUCUUCUGGUUCCUCUCAUUUCCCCAUGGCCCCACCAUCGGCCCUGCCUCCUUGAUCCACAGAAGUCCCUUUUGGCUCCGUCCCCCAGCCUCAAGGCCCAGACCGUCCCCUUCCUGUUUCCCACGCCCCACUUUCUGGUUCCCACAGUACCGUGGGAUCUGAGGUGGGGUGAGGGGAGGGGGAACAGGAACGGGCUCGUUCAACGGAUCAGCCAUUUUUGGCUCCAGUCUCCUAUAGCUCGGGAGGGGAAAACCCCAAGAGGGAACUCCUUUCAUACAAGGCUAUUAAAGAGCUCUGCAAGACCCAGAGAAAUUUCGGCCCUAAAAAUCUGUUUUUUAGGAGCAUUUUAUGAGCAACUUUUACAUCAAAAACGUUGGUCCCUGCAGACCUUAAGCACCUGUUUAGUUGCUUGCUCCCGUCAUCUGAGUACAAAUUGUGGGAAAGAAAGUGGAGGAGAUUGGCAGGGGGUCUCCUCCCGGGUAUCUUGGAGGGAGAAUAUAUCCUCGAUCUUGCUGAAUAGCCGAUCGCCUUGAACCACCUUAUUGGUGAGGGAGACUGGAGCCAAACACAGCUACAGGUUAGGGGGAUCUCAAGAGCUGUGCUGGACAUGACCAGGGAUGCAGCGGAGCGCGUGUUCCUGGCCAUGCCCACCAAGGAGCCAAUGUUAUCUUAUGUGGCAAUUAAACAAUCUGUCUCUGAGCCAUUUACAGACUUUGUGGACGGGGUGAGGGCAGCUGUGGAGAAGCGUGUGGAGGGACUGGAGCUCCAGGACCAGCUCGUUCUGGAGAGUGCUUCAAUGAAUGCCAAUGAAGUCUGCAGACGAAUCAUCUUAGCUCUGCCAGUCUUGCCGCUGCCAACCCUAGACCAAAUCAUCGAGGCGUGCACGCAGAAAGCACUCCUCAUGGUGGAAGAGACAUCCAAAAAGCCCUGAGACAAAGUGAUCACUCCAGCCACUGCACCUCCUAAGAACUCAGCACCAAGGCAAUUUCCACCCAGGCGUCCGCCGAGAUGUUUUCCUCUGCCAGUAGAACCUCUGCUCAUGGAGCCCUGGUUCAGCUUCUCCUCGUGAUCAUCUCAGUGUUACCGAUGGACGUAUGGGUUGUCCCACAGCCCCGCAAGAAUGGCUGGGUCACCCUUGCCCAAACACUACAACAAGAUCAUUUGUGCCUGACUACCACCGCAGUGGAAAAUCCGAUGUCCAUGUGCCUGGUAGGGAUUCCGGGUAAAUUAUGUGAGUACCCCAACACCUUGGUCCACCUUCAGAAUGAAUUUAACAAAAACAAUCCGUCCAACACAUGGGCUGAAGUCUACAGGCUCUGGGGGGUCAAGCGAGUACGCCAAAACACCUGUGUACAACUCCCUGGUGCUGUGGCACAAGUGGGUCUAUAAUCUGCCCACUGCCAACACGGAGCCCCAGGAAUUUGAACUACUGGGCUCUGCGAAGGCUGAUUAUUGUGUCCAUUUUGAUUUUAUGCCUCAUGCUCGGGCGGAUUUGUAUGACCAUGUUACACAACACAAAUUAGAAUACAGGGUGGACCAAUGGUGCUCAUAUAUCACCAAGACAGGGGCUCCAUUCACCAGUGACUCCUAUCCCCGGAAAUUUGACAAGAGCAUGUUUUUAAUCUGUGGGGAUAGGGCUUACCCAGGAAUCCCUUCUUGUCUUCUACGAGGCCCUUGUACCCUAGGGUGUCUGUCGCUUGCCUCUCCCAACAUGACCCAAAUUCUGACUCGAAAAACAGAAAUUCCAAUUUGACGAACCCAAUCAAAAAUUGCAAAAAGGAGUGCAACUCAAUUGGAUGAACAUUGUAACAGUGAAAUUUAUCACCGGUCUAAGUCAAAAAGGGUAGCCAUCUCUGUAUUCCUGCCUUGGGUAGCGGUGGCCAAAUCCCUAAGGGAAUUAGGACAGCUUGAAUGUUGGGUGACGAGGCAAGCCAAUUUAACACUGACAGCCCUUUCCAGCCUCCUUGAAGACGAGGAAAUCACCAGGAAAGCUAUGUUGCAGAAUUGCGUGGCCAUCGAUUUUCUGCUGCUGGCACAUGGGCAUGGAUGCCAGGAAUUCGAGGGGCUGUGUUGUUUUAAUCUAUCUUCCAAAAGCCAGAGUAUCCACGCAUCCAUCCAGGAGAUGAGAGGAAUGAAAGGCUUCAUGAAGCAAGAAACAGAGGACUGGUUCAAAAAUAUGUUUAAGAACUGGAACAUCUUGGGCUGGAUGCUUUCAGUGAUGAAAGACAUUGGGUUUUUUUAUUGUAGUUGUUUUCCUUGCUUCAUUGUCCUUUGGUAUUUUAAAGCUACUUAUUUCCACCACCAUCUCCAAACCCGCUCCAGCUUCAGAGAUAGUCGUCACCGCGGUUGCAACAGCAGAAGAAACCUGGUGGGAAGGCAACCGUGUGAAUGGUGAAGAAGUUUGAAGACCACUACAGCUGCCUUCUUUUAUUUAAUAAAAAGGGGGGAGAUGUUGUGGUGUGAUUUUAUAGAAAGUUAUUUUAUGAAUGUUAGUUAGGUUAAAAUGGUAUGUUCCUUGUACUCCCCCAUUUCUUUCCCUCACAAUUGAUUUGAUCUAAGUUGUUUACCUCAAAAGUUCCUGCCACUUGGCUCCCCAGUUAACUGUCAAUCUCCUCACUCCUCCCUGCUCUUUCCUUGUUUGGUUCUGUCACUCAGAGUUUAUCAACACCCCCCAACCUGUCGAUCCUGUAACCACCCCCAGUUUCUUCCAGAAGUUUCUGUGUCAAUCAACCCAGCUUAGCUUGUCUUUUUGUUCCUUGGUUUUGUACCCACCCCUGUCAUACUGUCAUUGGUUAUUAUGAUUUAUGUAAUCCCCUCAUAGUUUGUCUGUAUUGGACAAGACAAGUUUACACCCCUGUCCGCCCACUCCCUAUUUAAGUUGCUGUAACCCUUGAUUUUGCUGACACUUGUCCCUGCUCCCAUCUGAAGAAGACCUCUUGUUCCUACCCCACCUGGGGGAAUAAAGACUCUUUGGGCAUGCAAACGACUGUCCGUUCCUUCAUCUCUUCGUCUUCUCCCAGUGUGUUUCAACUACCUAAGCUGCGUUACCCACGCCACAGCGCUCAGCAUUACGAGGAUGGCUGGAGCCAUUCCCCUGGAGUGCCCACUCUUGUGGUGGCCACCUGGUGUUAUACGAGCAGUGCUAGC
Vidua chalybeata is the source of this 4130-nucleotide messenger RNA. RefSeq lists its product as uncharacterized. The record is from RefSeq and is a predicted model, not a curated record. Bases 569 to 1516 code for a protein of 315 amino acids. The transcript is spliced from 2 exons. NCBI's taxonomy places the organism in Eukaryota, Metazoa, Chordata, Aves, Passeriformes, Viduidae.